Drosophila takahashii is the source of this 1760-nucleotide messenger RNA. RefSeq lists its product as uncharacterized. The record is from RefSeq and is a predicted model, not a curated record. Gene Ontology annotation, cellular component: cytoplasm; R2TP complex; ribonucleoprotein complex. Lineage: Eukaryota; Metazoa; Arthropoda; Insecta; Diptera; Drosophilidae. Gene Ontology annotation, biological process: box C/D snoRNP assembly; rRNA processing.
AAGGAUAUUUCACUGAAACUAAAAACUGAUUCAACUAAAGACUGCUAAGCUCUACACAUUAAAACUAUAACUCCAAGACCAUGUCUGCGGCGGAACUGGAACCCGAGGCUGCCGCCCAGGAGCAAAAACCGCAGCAACAACAGCAAGGAGGGGAAACCAAUACAAACACUGCCAUCGAUGAGAAUCAACAAACCGAAACAAUUUGCUACAACAAUAAUUUGGACACCCAGGAAACCCAGCUACCGAUGCACCAGGAUCCGCAGCAACAGGAACUCGAGGGCAACAGCAACGGCAUCACAGGACUCGGGCUCAGUCUGAUGAACUCCUCCCCGCCGCCGCACAGCUAUCGGCACUCGCGGGCCUAUCGCCACUUCAAGAACCCGCCGCAGCCCCACAUGUGCAUCCGCACCACCACGGAGUCCGGCGAGGAGCUCUUCAUCAACGUCCUCAGCUGGACGCGCAUUGUGAUACCGCAGGAGCCCAGCGAUCCCAUUCCCCUCUACGGCGGCAUGCGGGUGCCACCUGGCAGUCCGCGAAGUCCUCCCAUUGUCUUUGCCGUAAUGGCCAAUCCAGAGGUUCUGAAGGAUUCAGGACGCCACAGCAAAGAUCCCGAGGAGCGACGAGCCAUGGUGGAGCUGAUGUGUGACUUUGUGGAGGCUAUGAAUCCAGGCGUGAAACUAGUCAGAAACGCCGUAAUACUCAAGGAUCGCGACAUCUCCGGCGAGCUGAAGGACGUUUGGAACGCCGUGCAGGCGCAGCGCGAUCGUGAGCGGGAGGAGCAGAUGAUGCAGCAGCGCCAGCAGCAGCACUACCAGAACAUCACCACGCAGCAGAUGUUUCCCAAGUCGCCGGAUGCGGCGAGGGCGGCUAGUGCUGCUGGUGCUGCAAUGAGCGAGGCGGGCUCGCCACCAGCUCACCUGCCCGAGUCCCAGUUGGCAGAGAAUGGCAAUGGCAAUGGCAUCACCCUGGCCGUGUUUGCCCAGCAACUGGACAACAAGGUGGCCAGCGAGCAGGCGGAACAGCAGGAGCCAUCGGGAGCAUUACUGGAGGAAGCUUGUGUGGAUCAAACGGAUGCGGGAAGCUCGGCGAAUGGAUCAGCAAUGGUGCUGGACAAUCAAACAGUUCCGGUGGAGGCCGAACCAGAGGUAAAGGUUGCUCCACCGGCAGCCACCAAUGGUGCCAGCAACUCAACGCCCCCACCAUCAGCCGCAUCAACUCCCAGUCCAACUGCAGCUCCAGCUGCUCCCGUUGCCACACCAACUCCUCCGCCCGCUGCGCCCACCAAGAAGGAGAAACUGGGCGGCUUCUUGCCCAACGGCUGCAUCUUCCCGCGCUUCAAGAACAACAAGCACAAGGAUAAGGAGGGCAAGAGCAAAGAGAAGACCCUGCUGAAUGCGCUGAAAAAGAGCAAGGAGAAGAAGGUGGCGCCCAGUGAGCAGCCGUCGGAGAAGACCGCCGCCGCCGCCGCCUCGGACAACGGAACCACGCAGUACGAGAAGAACUGCAUCAACAAUCUGGAGUGCGAGGUGCAGAAGCUGGAUCUGAACAGCGGCAGCAAUGGCGACAACGGCAUGUUCAUCAAGCUGAAAGUUUCGCCGGCCAAUGCCACAGCAGCGGCAGCGGCUGCAAAGUAGAUAUAAUCCUGAAUUUACAGUAUAGAGGGCACCACACUUAGGGCUUAGAGUCGCGGAUAGAGUCGUGUAGCAUAUACAAGAUUUAUAUAUACAGAAUAUAUAUAUAGUAUAUAGUGUAUACACUCA